Molecule: messenger RNA, 1015 nt
Organism: Ectocarpus sp. CCAP 1310/34
Lineage: Eukaryota; Phaeophyceae; Ectocarpales; Ectocarpaceae
Source: the annotation of a GenBank genome assembly
AUGCCGGCGGCACAAUUACCCGCGGUACGGAGCAAGACCCUCCUUCAGCAGAGAAACAGAACACAUCUGGUCGACGUGGUGAACAACACCGCGAACGACAUUGGCGUGUAGACUGACUGUCGGGGGGGGGGGUGUUCAGGAGAGACCCCUCUUUGCUUCUCGCUACUGCUGUUGUGUUGGGAAAAAGUCGGAUGGGAACGGAGUUUGCCCCUUGCCUGCUGGCGAGGAGUAGUCGUGGGGUCGCACCACGAAAUCCUUUGCACUCAGGUUUUCAGUCUUGAUCUUUUUUUCGUCGUGCAGGUUUUUCCCCCUCUGGGAAGUGGAGAGGGUAGAGGAAAACGUAACAUAGUCUAAACGUGAAAUGCUUUUUGUUUAUGUUUAUGUUUUUUUUUUAGCAGUAGUCCUCCGCUGUCACCUGGGAAGUUGAGGACUGGGAUAUAUAGGGGCCGUGCGCAAGCACGCUUCAUGUUUCAAGUCUUGGUUUAGUACCUUGAAACCGAGUCGAACGAAGGCAAACAGCAGUGUGCAAAUACAGAGACUCGCGCGGGUACCGAGGGUAAUGACCGUCUGUAGUUACCCUACAGAUACUCUACAGAGCCUACCCUGUGAGUUCUGUGACGGUUGCACCACAGUACCCUACACUUCUGUGAGUUCUGUAGCACACACGGUACCCCACAGAGAUUACCCUCUUGGUCUGUAUACAAUACCCUAACACUUCUGUGAGUUCUGUGACGGUCGUGCCGCAAUACCCUACACUUCUGUGAGUUCUGUGACGGUUGCACCACAAUACCCUACACUUCUGUGAGUUCUGUAGCACACCCGAUACCCCACAGAGAUUACCCUCUUGUUCUGUAUACAAUACCCCAACACUUCUGUGAGUGCUGUGACGGUCAUGCCACAAUACCCUACACUUCUGUGAGUUCUGUAGCACAUCCCGUACCCUACAGAGAUUACCCUCCGGUUCUGUAACAGAUCCAAUACCCCACAGACAUUACCCGUACCCUACAGAACCUAA